This is a messenger RNA of Polypterus senegalus (gray bichir), 2516 nucleotides long. RefSeq names its product protein phosphatase 1, regulatory (inhibitor) subunit 11 (gene ppp1r11). NCBI's taxonomy places the organism in Eukaryota, Metazoa, Chordata, Cladistia, Polypteriformes, Polypteridae. The coding region runs from base 208 to 591 and encodes 127 amino acids. The transcript has 3 exons. Gene Ontology annotation, molecular function: protein phosphatase 1 binding; protein serine/threonine phosphatase inhibitor activity. Gene Ontology annotation, cellular component: nucleus. The record is from RefSeq and is a predicted model, not a curated record.
GGAAAGAAAGACGGGACCGAGGAGGCGUGGACUCGUAGGCUCUCGUCUUGCUGAGACACUGCUGCAGAAAUACAAACAGCUCGAAGUUAAAAGUAAUCGAAAUCAUUUAGAGCUACUGUCGCUGAUCACAUGAGACGUGUGCAGAGCAGGACUCUCCUACUGUACUGAUCCCGGGUGGAAAGCGCAGUUUCGCAGCUGCAUUGUGAGAUGAUGGCGGAGGCAGGGGGGAGCUCCACAGAGACGAUCACAGAGACUGUGCCGCCGGAGAACCGAGAUGGUCAGCAACCGGAGGGUCGCAGUCUGACUAUCAAGCUGAGGAAGAGAAAGACGGACAAGAAGGUUGAGUGGUCAAGUGACACUGUGGAUAAUGAACACCUUGGCCGGAGGUCAUCAAAAUGCUGCUGUAUUUUUGAGAAACCCAGACAGUUUGGCGAGAGCUCAACAGAAAGCGAAGAUGAAGAUGACGGAUGUGGAAAUGCACACUGCAUUCGUGGACACCGUAAAAAGGGCGGCGGAUCAUUACCUGACUCGGGACAUGGUCAGCAAAGCCAUGAUGGCACACCAAAUUCUUCAGAUUCACACCAACACUGAGAGAGAAAGAGAAAAAGCAGCACGUGGAGGGGUAGACGCAGCAUAGGGAUUGGGGAGGGCUGGAUUGGUUUCAGGGAAAAUGACACUGCAUCACAUUCUCCAACACUGAGGAAGGAAUGCGAGAGGCAGCAAUUCACUAACUCAAACUGUAGGAAGGGCGUUUGAAAUGAUUUUUUAUUUUUUUUUUGCAACAAGAGAAUCUUGGGGGGAAAAAAAAAAUCUGCAGUGAAGAUGAGGUUUACAUAUGUAGAGUCAGAUCAAAGCUAGAAGGGAUUGCUGCAAAAAGUGCGCUUAUUGAGUAGAAAAUUCAUUGUAAACUGUCUGACCUAGCAUGGCUGGCAUGGAGGCACUGUCCCCGAAAGUUUGUAUACCUUUAGAAGAUGAGUGAUUAGGCAAAAUUAUUCUUGAUACUAAUGUCAUACCAGCGUAUUCAGUCAGCAACAACAAGGUCGUUUUUUUGGUGGACAUAAAGAAAUAAUAGUGGAAGAGUGAAGAAAUAGUAAAACCAAAAUGAAUAAUUUAACAUUGAACUUCCAUCUUCUUUACACAGAAUAAGGCAGGAAAUCACUUUAGUUUGAUUCUAAUCUUAAUUUUUUUAUUUAUUUAUUAUUAUUUUUUAUGAGGACUCGUUUGCCUGUGCUUAAGAUGCAUUUGGGCUAAUGGAGUUCAGUCUGUUUUUGGUGUUAAUGGCAUGAUUAAUAGUGGCUGUGUCAAGUUUCUUGUUCAUUACAAUCUGAGGCGAUCCUGCAAAGAAAAGAUAAUCACUCCGGAAACAAAUCACAUGCAGUAUUACUUUAAAUGGUGAAAUCAAAAGCAACGCGCUAGACUAAAUCAAAUAAUCAUUCACAUUCCUGGACAUGCAAAAUUGCUGGCAGGUGAACAUGAAUUGGAAGAAGGUAAGUGAAAGACCACAAUUAUCACCCCUUGGGGCUCUUUAACUUUUUAAAAUGAUGCCCUUUGGCCUAAACAAUGCCACGGCCACCUUUCAGCAUUUGGAAAAGUGGGCCCUUGUGGCAAGAUGUGUCAAUAGAAUUGGCAGCCCCUUAAAAUAUGAAGUCCAAGUGGUCCUCAGACAUCCCUUUUUAGAACAGGACGUGCAGCCUUCCCAAUCAUGCCUAAAUCUGCUCGAUUCGACAGGAUCAGAUAGUGGAGUUGUCCAAUUACUGCUGUAUUUCCUAUUUUAUUUUUGUGCAUUGAUUUAUCUGUUUUUGCAUGGUUUUAAUUUAAAUUAUUAAUAUUAAUAAUUAAUAUUAAUUAAAUUAUAUAUAUAUUAUGUCAAACUUGUGAACCUUUACCCAAGAUUAUACACUGGACGCAAUGCCCUGUCCACUUCUCUCAAGCUGUGGAGUUGUAUCGAUAUGGGUGAAUGUCCUAACCUGACUGACUGACUGACUGGUGGCCAUACACCCCAUAGUAUGUUGAACCAUUAAGUUGGAGGUUUCACAAUGCACUAACAUUGCUGCCCUUACAAAACUAAAUGGCUUCUUGAAGGCCCAUUGCGUUGGAGGCAGGCCCCUGUAAGUGUACCGAGCUCCAGGGUUAUUGCACAUAAACUGGUCGCUCUUAAAGAGGCCUGACGAACUCAUCUGGGCACUGCAGACAAGCCCCUUCUCCACAUUGCCAUAGGAUAGUGGAUGUUUUCAUUUCAGAAACACUAUUUUUUCACAUUCCUUUUUUUUUUUUUUUUGGUUGUGCUACCCUGACUGAUUGUUUAUUUAUUAUUUGAUUGCUGAAUUGCUAGUUCUUCACAAACAAGUGAUACUGAAAACUAAAAUAUUGCAAGAGAACCAUUUUACUUUUAAAACUGCUUCAGUAAGCAUUUAAACCAGGAAUGAUGAUACAAACAAAACACUGUAUGUAUAAAUGAUUUUUUUUAAAUGGAAUUGCAUCUUUCUGUAAUAAUAAAGUUCUCCGCUAUGUGUACA